AUGCCUCCUUCAGUCACCAUCAUCAGCCACACGACCGCUUCUGUCCCUAGGCCCCAUAUCCUCUAUUCCAUUCAAGUCAACAUCGAUGGCAAACGUAGAGUUGUAGAUAAGCGUUACUCAGAGUUCGUACAGCUCCAUGAUUCGCUUCACGACCCGUUCACACUCCCACCCAAACGUUUCCUCGUCACUACGUUCAUCCCAUCAGCGUGGGUGGACGACGCCCUCGUUGCGGAACGCAAGACGGGAUUAGCGAGCUGGCUUCGCGACCUAUUGUCCUCCGAUGACUUCAAAGACAAUUCUGCCCUUCUCGCAUUCCUCACGCCUGAUGCGUCGGCCACUCCUAGACAUUUUAGCUUGGAGGACGUCCUUCCCUCAACGCUCUCUCGCAAAGCGGGAAUCAAGUUUACACCCGAAGACGAAGUUGACACUAUGGCGACUCCCAUAGCUGCUGCAUAUUACCCAGAUUGGUCUGCAGGCAGUAACCCACCCGAGAAGAUCGAUUUCUCGAAGUUUGACAUCCUCUUCUUCGCAUUUGCCAUGCCGAACUCUUCAUCUACCUUGACCUGGGACUCAGGCGCUCAAGAUAUUCUCCGCAGAUUAGUUACAAGUGCACGAAACAGCGGAAAGGGAACGAAGAUUGUGCUUUCUGUUGGUGGUUGGGGUGGUAGCACAUGGUUCUCUCAAGCCAUGAGCAGCUCGGCGAACCGCACCACGUUCAAGAACUCGCUUACAAGCGCGGUUAAUUCAUUUGGUCUUGAUGGCGUUGACAUCGACUGGGAAUACCCGAAUUCGACCGGCGCGGGCAACCCACAUUCCAGCGCUGAUGCAGCAAAUCUCCUUAGUUUCUUCCAGACAUUAAGAGGUGCCCUUGGCGCCUCGAAGAUUCUUUCGGCAGCGGUACCACACCUUCCCUGGCUCGGUGCAAACGGGCAGCCGUUAACGAACGUUUCGUCGUACGCGGCGCAGCUGACCUACGUGAACAUCAUGAAUUAUGAUGUCUGGGGUGCAUCAUCCAACCCAGGCCCCAACGCUCCUCUGGGUAACCUGUGCGGCACAUCUAGCCAGCCUCAGGCAAGUGCCCAAGCCGCGCUAGCCCAAUGGAAGAAUGCGGGGUUCCCUGCGAACAAACUACUCCUUGGGCUUCCCCUCUACGGAUACGUGUCACAAAGCACACGAACGGGACUGUCAGGUAGCUUGAUGCCAUCGGAAGAUAUGCUUCUCCUUCAAGAAGCGAAUAGUCCCGCAGACGCAUCGAAGCGAGAGUUCUUGAACGGUGCACAUGCACGACCCAAGGAGCAGAAGGUUUCGGUCGAGGCUAGCGGUGACUUGAAUGGUUGGUUUGGCCAACAAAUUCCAUUCAACUCUUUGGUGGCCUCUGGUGCACUUGUGAAGAAGUCGGACGGUACUUACGGACAAGGGGCUGGUUAUACCAUGGCCUGGGAUGAUUGCAGCGACACUCCGUUCUUGUACAACGUCUCCCGCCGUACCGUCGUUACGUAUGAUGAUACGUGGAGUUUGGGAGAUAAGGCUCUCUUUGCGAAGCAGAACGGAAUGGCAGGCUGUUUCACGUGGUCUCUAGAUCAGGACGAUGGCGUAACCUUGCAGAAUGUCAUUCGCAAGAACCUUGGAAAGUGA
Messenger RNA from Pleurotus ostreatus (oyster mushroom), 1635 nucleotides. RefSeq lists its product as uncharacterized. Gene Ontology annotation, molecular function: chitin binding; chitinase activity; phosphatidylinositol binding. Gene Ontology annotation, biological process: chitin catabolic process; carbohydrate metabolic process. Gene Ontology annotation, cellular component: extracellular region. Bases 1 to 1635 code for a protein of 544 amino acids. The transcript is spliced from 12 exons. Lineage: Eukaryota; Fungi; Basidiomycota; Agaricomycetes; Agaricales; Pleurotaceae. The record is from RefSeq and is a predicted model, not a curated record.